Molecule: messenger RNA, 1677 nt
Organism: Ogataea haglerorum
Lineage: Eukaryota; Fungi; Ascomycota; Pichiomycetes; Pichiales; Pichiaceae
Exons: 1
Coding region: 1-1677 (558 amino acids)
Biological process (GO): coenzyme A biosynthetic process
Cellular component (GO): phosphopantothenoylcysteine decarboxylase complex
Molecular function (GO): FMN binding; phosphopantothenoylcysteine decarboxylase activity
Source: RefSeq, a predicted model, not a curated record
AUGUCAUUAUCAGAAAAGUCCAUCAAUACAGUAGGUAUUGACUCCAAAAUGAAGAGUGGAACACCCUUGGAAAAGCCUUCCACGGGGAAAGGCGCUAUCAGCAAUAAGUCAGGUCAGCAGCAGCAAUCUAUGCCACGACCUAUUUUAUUUAAAAGUGGCAGUUCGGCAAGCUCGAUUGCAUCGAGACAGUCAAAUUUGCCACCGUUGAACACCACAUUCGACAAAACUCAGAAAAGCACACAGCCCAUAUCGCAACCAACGCCCUUGGGGGACUCGGUUCCAUACACUCCUUCGACUCAGGCGCACACCUCUGGUGACUUGCACUCUGAAUCAAGUACGCCUAUGAAGUCAGCUAGCUCCAUCUCCUUCCAAGUGCCCACCGUCAACCCUCAGAAACACCGUGGUUCCAUUAGUGCUCGACCUUCAACCACUAAACUAUCCCUUCUGGAAUCUCCUGCUUCUGGAGUCCCAAGUACAAGACAGCCUUCUGGUACUCAUCCUCCUGCAGCGUUGGCUCACGAAUUCCCUCACCAGGUCAAACAUAUGGAUGCUGGGUUGACGAAAACAACUCCGACAACAACCGUACCGCUUCAUUCCGCUAUCGGAAAAGAGUCAAGAGAGCAUAGCGUUUCGUCCAUUCUUAGCGACAGACACGCCAGCUCGCAUUCGUCUCCAAGAAAUAUAUCGUCCCCAUCUGGCGUCACAUCGCCUGUUCCCUUUGACUUGGGUCCCCAGUCAUCUCAAAACUCUACCGUUGGAAGUGACAAUUUUCAGAACGAGAUUUUGUUUCAGCCGUUGUCAAGCGAAGUUCGCGUGCACUCCCCUCCAAUGCCUUCCAGGAAGAAGACCACUACAACGCCUAAAACAGUGGUUUCGACUCCAACGGGUCCGGUGGUCCCAUUCACCGAGUAUCUCAGCAAAGAAGACGAUGACAAAAUUCAUAUUCUGAUUGGUGCCACUGGCUCGGUGGCCACGAUCAAGAUCCCAAUGAUAAUUGACAAGCUUUUCAAGCUAUAUGGAGUUGAUAAGGUCUCGAUCCAGUUGGUGGUUACGCAAGCCGCAGAGCACUUUUUGCGUGGACUCAAAAUUUCUACAGAGGUGAAAAUCUGGAGGGAGAACGAAGAGUGGUCGACACCGAUGACGAAACCUGGCGACCCUAUACUGCAUGUUGAGUUGCGAAAGUGGGCAGACAUUUUCUUAAUAGCUCCUCUUUCUGCCAACACUCUUGCGAAAAUUGCCAAUGGUAUUGCCGACAACUUGCUCACAUCGAUAAUCCGGGUGUGGAACCCAGCCAUUCCAAUCAUUAUGGCUCCCGCAAUGAAUACACUGAUGUACACACAUCCGAUUACAAAGAAACACUUUGCUGUCAUCAAGGAGGAUUUCAAAUUUAUUGAGGUGCUGAAACCGAUUGAGAAGGUGCUUAUAUGCGGAGACAUAGGAAUGGGAGGAAUGAGAGAAUGGAGCGAGAUUGUUGACAUUCUCUAUCGGAAGAUGAAGACUUUACAGGCAGAAAAGCUAAGGAGGGCAAACGAGAGGAUUGAAGAGGAGGAGGAGGAAGACGAAGAAGACGAAGAAGAAGAAGACGAAGACGACGACGACUUUGACGACGACGAAGAUGACGAUGAAGACGACGAUGUGGAGUCCACGGUCGUCGAAUCGAAGCCGUCCCGCGGAUGA